AUGGUGCUUUUAUAUGGAAAUGAUAGAGCAACUGGUGAGGAUGCGGAGACUGCAUUUGAGAUGAGAAAGAGGAGAACUUCAUCUACUGAGAAUCUAUUUACCACAACAAUCGACGAGGUUGACAACCUUGUAUCUCAAAAUGAAGUUACUUUGGAGAAUAUUGGUGAUUCUAUUGACGUGGAUAAUGAUAUCUUUAGUGUUUCUACUCAACAUCCUUCUAUGGGAGGAAACAGUGGAGCAACUAGUAAGAAAAGAAAGAAGGAAGAUGCAAUGAAGGAUAAAGCGUCCGAAUUUGAGAUUAUAAAAGGAGCAAUUGAUAACGUCGCAAAUGCACUACGAGAAGGAAAUGAACUAUUCAAAGACAUGUACUGUCAUAAAGUUCCCCCAAUUUCCGGCGAAGCAACAUGGACUUUACUCAAGGAAUGCGGGUUUGAUAAUAACUUAUUGACGGACAUCUAUUGUUUUCUUAUGAGGGACAUCGACAAGCUUCGAUGUGUUGUCCAAUGUCCGCCCGAAGCUCGUAAGGAUGUUAUCAUGAGAAUGAUGUUUGGUCCCUCCAAUCCACCAUUGUGA
Striga hermonthica is the source of this 573-nucleotide messenger RNA. The record is from the annotation of a GenBank genome assembly. NCBI's taxonomy places the organism in Eukaryota, Viridiplantae, Streptophyta, Magnoliopsida, Lamiales, Orobanchaceae.